AUGGGAGAUAAUGAAGGGGAAAAAUUUUUGCAUGGUAAGAACCAACCGAAAAUUGUCAUUUGUAUAAUUUAUACAUACAUUGCGAUUAAUAGUUAAGUAUUUGCCUUUUAUGAAGGGAAAUAUAGCUUGGGGAAAAAAUUGUUAGGUGGAAUAUUGAAACAACGUAAGAUUUAAUAAUUUCUGGCGGUGGAUUUUGUGACUAGCAAGGUAGAAAUACCUGAAGACUAUUUAAAAUAAAAUUAGUUUGAAUUUAAGGAGAAUAUGAAUAAGUAAGAAAAAUUGGAACUUGGAAUAUAAAAUAAAAUGAUGUCAUGUUAGUUUAAUAAUUAAAUUUUUAUAAUUACUUUCAAUAUUGGUGAUUGCUAUGAUGAAUAAAAUUUGAAGAAUGGAUUAUGGAUAGACUUGGAUGAUAAAUUUUCCAAGUAACCUAAUAAAAAUGUAAUUGACAUUAGUCACCACUAAGUUAUUCAUAGAGGUCAAUAAAAAAUGGAAGGAAAAUAGGUUAAUGGGAUAUUUUUGGAUUGA
Messenger RNA from Paramecium tetraurelia, 525 nucleotides. RefSeq lists its product as uncharacterized. The transcript is spliced from 3 exons. The record is from RefSeq and is a predicted model, not a curated record. NCBI's taxonomy places the organism in Eukaryota, Ciliophora, Oligohymenophorea, Peniculida, Parameciidae.